CCGCAGCACAAUGGGUAGAAAAUUAAGACGUAGAUCAUUAUAGCUGUACAUCCGUAGCGACGUGGCCAAGCAAGCAUGGCGCAUGAGAAGCCAAUACCGCGUUUAAUAGCGAAGGUCGUUUGCAACGCGCAUGCAAUUUCCUUCACGCUCAUCAUUGCUGCCGUAUUGGGUGUCUUUGCCCUACCACUGCUUGACCGGCCCAUCCGCUUCGAGGAGAAGGGGCUUCUGCCUGGAUUCGCGCAUGCCACGAUAAGCGACUCCUUCAACGCCCUCCUCCCAGACGCCCUCCGCAUCGCCCGCUCCGCCGCCGCCCCCGCGGCCUUCCAGCGCCCCGGCGCCGCCGCCUCCCUCGCCUCCGCGCUCCGCCGCGCCGGCCUGCCCGCCACACAGCUCAGCCGCCCCACCGUCACCGCCCCCUCCGGCGCCACCCCCGGCUCUGCCCCCAGCCCCUGCCGCUGCGCCAACGUGCACACCGUGAUCCCCUCCCGGCGCGGCGAGGGGCUGGAGGCGCUGGCGCUGGUGACUCCCGUGGCCUUCUCCCCGCAGCGAGCCGACCCCGCACUGGAGGGACGCAACCAGAGCGCCGGGGGUGCGGAGCUGGGGCUGCUGGUGGGGGCGGCACUAGCACUGC
Messenger RNA from Astrephomene gubernaculifera, 631 nucleotides. Lineage: Eukaryota; Viridiplantae; Chlorophyta; Chlorophyceae; Chlamydomonadales; Astrephomenaceae. The record is from the annotation of a GenBank genome assembly.